This is a messenger RNA of Astrephomene gubernaculifera, 6202 nucleotides long. Lineage: Eukaryota; Viridiplantae; Chlorophyta; Chlorophyceae; Chlamydomonadales; Astrephomenaceae. The record is from the annotation of a GenBank genome assembly.
CGAUUUAGUAGUUAGUUAAGAUUCCUUAUACCUUUAACAUAAACAAUUCUUCAGACCACAGUGCUCUUCUUCCGGUUGGCAAUGGAUAGCUGAACUGCUAAACUUCAACCUCGCUGGUGCCUGGUAUAUGCUUAAUUUCACUUCGAAAGGCUGUAUUUAACAUCAACUGGAGCUGACAGAUUUGGCUAUGGACGGCGAGGCCGAGGUGAUUCGCUUGAGUGAAUCCCGCGGUAUCCGCCCUUACGAGGGCAACGACUUUAAACCACUUAAAGUCCGCACAUCUAAAGAGGAUUCAAGAGCACCAAGGAGGUCUGUCGAUGCCAAUAUUAAUCAGAGCCUCCUAGGCGGCCACGGCGGUUCCCACGGCUGGUUGUGGCGGAACCCCUGCAACGGAGGGCAACCGCACGUCUAUCCUGAUAGCCCAAAACUGUACAAUACCUUCUCUGGCAACGAGGCCGGUCGUUGUCCGUCAUCUCCAGUUCACGUGCCCGUGACGAUGGCCUACACUCCUGCUCCUGGAUAUGUGAUGUUUCCCGUCAUGUUGUCAGGAGCGCCAGACAGUCCCCGCGGGGGGUUAACGCCUCUCAUGGGAAGCCCAGUCAGCACGCCCACGGCGAUGAUGUUCCCCCAGACGCCGUUCGCACAACAUGCACCAGUGGGGCCGUUCGCUCCUCCUCAGGGCCCCAACGGCCCCGCCAUGCGCCCGGGCUCGAUAUCUGGAGCUCCGCCGAGUGGAUCUGUCGGCCCCGACAGCGCAUCCGCCUACUUCCAUCCCCUCUUCAACGGUUUCAACGCCUUUGGAGCCCCAGGAGGCGGCAUGGCCCCUGUUCCGGGUGCCCAUGGGUCAUUUGGCGGGCCCGUUGGCCCGAUGGGGAACAUGCAGCAGCCAGUUACCAAGCAACAGCGCAGCAGUACAGCUGGUGACAAGGGUCGGCCGUACCAGCCUUCGCCGCUUAAGCCAGGGCCGCGCAAGUCGUCGGGCAACGGUGGUUCGAUCAGCGGCGUGGGGCCGUUCCCGCAAAUGGCGUCGUCGCUGGACGGCCGUGCCAUUUGUACGCCAACAACGGUCUCCGGCAACGGCAGCACAGGCCCCAACGUUCCUCCGCCGCCGCAGUCGGCAUCCUCGAACAAUGGCCGAGGGCCAUACAGGCAGCAGAGCCAAGGAUACCAGGCUGCCGCCAACUACCAGCUUUCCCAAGCCUCCGCAAUGGGCGGCGCUGCAUCCUCGGACGCUCAGGCUGCCGGAACAGAUGGGGACGAUGUGUCGCCCGUAGCCCCGGCCUCGGCCUCACCGCAGCAGCAUCCCGCGCCUGUUUCCCCUGAUCCCUCAAUGCCUGCGUAUAGUGCCACGUCGGCCGUUCGCGCCGCUGCAGUCUCGGCUACCACUACCCCUCGCGACGCACUCGACGCCACUACUGCUGCUGCGGCGGCGGCCGUUGUGGCGGCAGCUGCGGCAGCUGUCGGCAACCUGUCUACGGGCCCUACGCCUCGCACAUCCUGCACCAACCCAUCCGCGACGCCGCCACCUAGGACUUCCAUCUCAGGCGGUCUGGUUCCUCCGCCUUCGUCUCGGACAUCCAGUUCCGGCAUGACUCUUCCGGCUGCUGCGGCUGCAGCUGCCACAGCUCUGGGCUCUGUCGUCAGCGUCCCGGCGCCUGUGCCGCUUCCGGACGACUCGGCGACCUCCAUGCCGGCGCCCGCGCUUGACACUGAUGGCAUGGGCCUUGCAGGCGUUGACGUGGAUCUGCCGGCGUACGGCGGUUUUGGGUCUCCCGGCAUGACCCAAAUGGCUGGGAAUGCUGCCGCGGCUGCCGCUGCGGCCGCAUCCGCAGCUUCAGCCUGGGGCUUCUAUGACGCCUCCACGGCUGCGACGGCGGGUAUGAACACGCCGCAGAUGUGGCCGGGUGCCAUGCCGCGUCUGUACGGCACUGCCCCUCACAUGAUGACUGGCGGCAUGGCGCACCUGGCGCAACAUGCCCACAUGCACAACGCCCAGCAGGCAUCCGUCAUGGCAGCCGCAGCAGCGCAGCAGCACCUUCCUCAACAAGCCACCACCAUGCAGCAGCCAUCGUUGCAGUACGCAGCCAUGAUCCAGCAGCUGCAGCAGCUAGCCGCCGUGCCGAACCCGAUGGCGACUGGCAUGCCCUGCUAUGUUGCAGCGCCCUCUCUUGAGACGGACUACAUGGCGGCUGCGGAGCACAUUGCCCAGCUGCAGGCGCAGCUGCAGGGCUCCCUCAUUGCACAGCAGCAGCAAAACCUCCGGGCUGCCGCUGCCGCAGUGGCGGACAUGCAGCACCCGGUUAUGGCUGCAGCGGCUGCUAGUGCCGCCGGCUUGUCGCCCGGUGGCAUGCUGGUCAACCCUGCCUUCCUCUCGGGAGCUCUGUCGGCCCACCAUCACCCAACGCAUCACCAUCACCAGUUUGGUGGGGGCAUGCACAUGCACGGCUUGGGCAUGGGUGGCCUGGGACCCCGUCCGCGUCGCAACCCGGGAAGCGGCAUUGGGACGGGCGCCAUGAGCGGCGGCGCAGCUGCUGGCGCUGGAGGCGAUGGGCAGGUUCGCCUCAACGCUCGCCAGCGACGGACGCUGCGCCGCGCUAAGGAGCGUGCCAUUCGCGGCCUGCUUGAAGCCGGUAAGAUCCUGGUUGCGAGGACCAUUGGCGACGGGGCCGAUGAUGGCGGAGCAGCCAGCGACUUGCCGUCUGGUGGCUAUGACACGGAUGACGGCGACGAGCAAACGGACGAGGGAGAGAGCCCCGCCCGCCCGGCUUCUGGCAGCGCUGGCAGCGGAAGUGGCCAGUCCUCUCCUGUGGUGACCUUGUCUGGCGUUGUUCCAGUGUCGUCUGCCGCUGCUGCCGCCGCUGCUGGUGACGCCGCCGCCGCUGCAGUUAAGCGGACGCCCAUGUCUGGCGAGCAGCAGGUCCCAGCUGUCCCAGCAGUGGUCUCCUCGCCGGAUACCGCGACCGCUUCCACGGGCAAGCCGCUCCUGUCCAACCAUGCUGGCUCUGUUGGUGACAGCCAUUCACCCGCCUCAUCCUCAAACGCGAGCUCGGUCUGCGAGGCGGGCAGCAGCGGCGGCCGUGCCGACAGCAACACGAGCAGCCUUACGGGCCAGGAGGCCAUGUUGUCGGGCGCUGCCAACAGCACCGCCUCCUCGGGGAAGAUGUCUCCGCUGUCUCCGGCUGAGGGUGCAAACGAGGCCUCCUCAGCGCCUGCGCCUGUGGGCUCGCGGCCCUCGGCUGCUGCUGGUGUUCGAAUCCAGACGCCGCCUGCUGGCAAGCCGGCAGUGUCAGGGGUCGCGGCUGCUGCUGCCGCUGUCGUUGGUCCUGCAGCUGCGGCCGCGGCAGCGCUUGCUUCGGGCGCCCCGUCAGAUGUUGACAUUGCGGCGCUCAUCCAGCAGCUGAACCUGAAGCGCGAGGAGGGGCUUGUGGACGAGAAGCUGCUCCGGGAUCUUGAGAUCAUCAACAACCUCAUUGGUGCGCUCAAGUCGACGGGCCCCAACACGGCCCCCAGCUACAACGCCCAAGGCCGCAAGCCACCCACGGGCCACCCCCACGUCCACGGCCAAGGGCACUAUCACGGCCACGUCAACCCAAUGCAGUACAUCAGCAGCGUACAGAAGCUGUCCAAGGGCUUUGGCCUGGGCUACUAGGGCGGCUGUCGCGCCUGCAGCUGCCUGUGGGUCGGGCUCAUGUACAUGUACGACAAGGGUACAGGAUGGAGGCUGGUUUCCAGGAUUUGGUGAGGAUGGUAAUUCCUAGGGGUUUGGAGGCAGUGUGUUCUGUGCUUGCAGAGAGUAUAUGUCGUAUGGGCCUUUAGAUACGCCUUUCACUGUUCCCGCUGCGCCGCAGGAAGGGUUAUCGGUACAUGUCUCAGUUUAUGAUGCGUGUGUGUGUGGGGGGGGGUUGGUGCGUGUCAGGAGAGGGUUCUAUGCAGGAGGUUGUGGUUCCUGCCAAGGCGCGCAGGCAAGUACACUUGGCUGCCCGCAGGAGGAUGAUACCAUGCUAGGGAUUUGUUGGCGCAUGGGGUGUGCGGCAGGGGGGUCACGAAGGCGGCAGUGCAUGGCCAGCCAAGCUCGCUUUCCUAUUCGAGGCAAAUGUAUAGGUACAGAGGUUAGCAGGACGGUCAUGGCAGGCAGUGUCUUUGGGUGUCCUGUAUUCCGUAGAGCUGGGGGCUGGUUGAGCGGCCUGGCGCAGCGAGCUCGGCUGUACUUGCCAGGAAGCAGUGUUUGCUUUACGCAGUAGGUCGGGUAUAUUGGUGAAGUUAUUUUCAUGUUGUGCGGUAUGAACGCACGGGUAGGCGGCAGGCCUUUGUGGCAAGGAGGCAUCAUGGCAAUCCUCUCUUGCAUGGCAUGGCGGGUGCGUCCGUAGUUCUGUUUCCCCGUUGCUUACGGGCCCCAGAACUCGGACUCGCGCCGCAGGAGGUGCCGACAUGCCCUCGCGUUUGGGUUUUGGUGGCGCGCGCGAGUCGUCUGCUGGUGGAGUUGUCGACUGCCGUACAAGGCAGGGAGGAGAGGCGAAGCAGGAGGUUAGGAAAGUGAGCGGUUGUUGAUUGCGGUUGGAAGGUCGUUUGUCGUGGUCAACAGCCUAGUGCUUAGGAGCAGAGUGCGUAGGGUGUCAGAGGCGUAGCCGAUGGAAGAUCCAUACUUACCACUCUUCAUAAUCCCAGCCUGCCCACCCGCCCGCCCGUGUUGAGUGGCUGGUUGCGGGGGCUGUGUUGUGGGCGAGAGUCCCUGCCAGCCCUGGAGUGCGUCACGCCCCAUCAUAACGCGGAUUGGCAGGCCUUGGGAUGGGCCCUGCCGAAUCUGCAACAUCUGCACGGCGCCGCGGCCUGCGCUAGCUGUGAAACUGGUGCAUGCUAGAUGCGAGCUAUAUGCUUGGUUCCUGCUCGCGAAAGGGGUGCUUAGUAUAGUAGGCAGUACCGUGCUGGAUAAAACCUAAAAAAGGUGGGUUUUUGAUGCGAGGCGUGAAGACGCCGUUGCUUCUGUCUCUGGAAAGAUUCCCGAGAUGUGGUGGUUGGAGGUUCGCAGUCGACCUCCCUGUUGGUGUUUCGCCGUACGGCUGAGAUUGGUGAGGAUGGUGUUGUAUUGCCGGCAAUGUCCGGCUAGGCUAUCAGAUCUUGCGCUGGUGUUUUUGUUAGCUUUCCUUAGUAGCAGGCAAGGGUAGGUAGGCAAGUAGAUAGGCAGAGCUGCGGUGGCUAGGAGAGAUAUGUACGGAUUACCCGGUUCCGUCUGUCGGUCUGGGAUUGUAUGCAGUGUGCCCCCGGCAUGCUGGGUGCGCAUGCCAUAGGUUCUAAUACUACCAUGGACAUGCCAGAGCCUGCCUUGGUUUCGGGGAAGGUAAGCGUUUGUGAUCCAAAGGGGGUUUAUGCAGUUGAAGGACGCAUCUGUUGUCUGGUGGGUGGGUGGGUAGGCGGUGUGUUUGUGUUAUGUAGCUGUCGUUAGGCUUGGGUAUCGGACGGUCGUUGGUGUUUUUCCUUCCUCGAAAGCUUGCCUUCCUGGCAGCUAGGUGUCGGAUCUGAGACUCUUUUAUUACCGGAAUACCGCAAUAGCUGUCUAUUUGUUGUUUAUGUCGGGCGAGGGAAAGGGUUUCAGGCUUGUUCAGGGUUCCUGUGCGUAGAUUUCCUCUUUUACUUCAGCUAUUUGUUGACAGGUCAGCUGCCAGCAUUUGUUGCUGACUGCAGCAUGAGCCUUAUGAGUCACGAGGUACGGACGUUGGUCGUGUGUUCUUGUCAUGGUGUGGCCGUUGGCUGGAGCGGCGCGUCUGUUGCUAGUGUGUGUUUCAUUAGUGCGCUUGGCUUAUAACAAGUGCAGAGGCUUUCAGUGGAUCAGUGGAGGUGGUGGUAUCCACUUGACUGUUUCUGCGGGGUUUCACGUAGGGCAGUGAGCCGCAAGUCCAGUGAACAAGCUGCUAUUUCGGCGUCUGCGCUGGUUCACAGUGUGCAUAUGCGCGUGCGCCUCGGCACAACAGCAACUUUGGAGGGCCUACGUCCAUAUAGUUGUGCUGCCUGUUAUCUUGCGUAUAAUGGGUUGGGAUUCAUGUAGCGGUAGCUUUUCCGGUAUUACAGGUCCGUAAUUUGUGCUUGUAUGGGUAUGUGAUUAUUCCUGCGUGUAACUAGUCCAAAUUGUGCAAAUGGAAGUCUUUAGGAUUGCUAAUCACGCUGAGCACGCUGUGUGCCACAAGAUGUAACUUCAGACUUCACACAA